AUGCCCGGGGAGGCUGCGGGCGCUGAGCUGUCGCUGCCUGAGGCAGGAGGGCCUGGAUCCCGCACAGAUCUCUCAUGUGAUGCAGCUAUUACAACCAUCCUGAAAGGGGACCAACUGGAGCCCCAUGGCCUGACCCCAGGGCCUAGUCCUCUGACGCUCACAUUCCUGUCCAGCAAGCCAGGUGCCAGGCCCCAGCCUGAGGGGGCCAGCUGGGAUGCAGGGCCCAGUGGGGCUGCCUCAACCUGGGUGGACCCGGCAGAGGGUAGCCCAGGCAUAGUGGUCCUCCCUGAGGGCCUGCCUCUCCGCCCUGUGCCUGCUGAAGUCCCUCUCCCCAGCACCCUGGAGCCCCGCAUCGUGAUGGGUGAGGAGACAUGCCAGGUCAUCCCUUCACUCAGGGCAGCCUGGCCAGUGCUCAGGGACCGGGAGGGUGGGCACACUGCCCUGCACCCACCUCCGGAGCUGUGUUCUCAGGGUGAUCCUCCUGUGCCUUCCCCUCCCCCUGAUCUCGAUUCUUACUUCACACCCCCCUCCACUCCCACCAAGACCACCUAUGCCCUGCUUCCUGACCAUGGGCCCCAUAGGGAGGCCUGGGAUCUGGAGGCCGAACUGCUGGAUGAGUUACUGGACUCAACACCAGCCUCACCCUCCGGCUCCUACAUUACAGCAGAUGGGGACAGCUGGGCUUCAUCACCUUCCUGUUCCCUCAGCCUGCUGGCCCCAGCUGAAGGGCUGGACUUUCCCUCCGACUGGCGCCUCUCCCCAUCAGGGUCAGUGGUAGAUGAACUAGAACCACACCCCACAGCACCUUCAGAGCCCCCAUCCUCUGAGUCUAGCCUCUCAGCAGACAGCACCUCUUCCUGGAGCCAAGAGGGCCAUUUCUUUGACCCAAACUUCCUGGCCAACGACCCAAUGAUCCCUGCCGCCCUACUACCCUUCCGGGGUAGCCUCAUCUUCCAGGUGGAGGCUGUGGAAGUGACACCAUUGCCCCAAGAGGAGGAGGAAGAGGAGGAGGAGGAAGUUGCUGCUGCUGCUACCCCGGAUGGAGACCUGGCUGGAGAGGGUGAGGACGACAGCACAUCUGCCUCCUUCCUGCAGUCACUGUCCGACCUGUCCAUCAUCGAGGGCAUGGAUGAGGCCUUCGCCUUCCGGGAUGAUACCUCGGCAGCCUCCUCUGACUCAGACUCAGCUUCUUAUGCAGGGGCAGAUGAUGACAGGCUGUACAGUGGGGAGCCCCAUGCCCAGCCCAGUGCUCAGAAUACAGAGCAGGAGUACAGAAGCAGGGCUAUAUUUCCGGGGACAGAAUUCACACCUCAGACAUCAGAGCAAGAGGAAGCUACCACAGUGACUCCUUGGUUGGGGAACAAAGUUGACUCGGUUGCUGAACAAGCAUCUGAGGCUCUUCCUGAGACCUGCCAGAAGGGGAUAAGCAUGAUCUUAGGCUGUCAGUCCCUCACUGCAGAGGCAAUUCCAGAUGUGCAGGAAGGAGCAAGCCCCACCUUAUGUCCAGUCCUUCCUGAAAACUUGAAGGAAGGAGGCCAGGGCCUUCCCUCCACACUAGAGUAUGUGGCUGUGGCUUCAGAGGAGCCAUGGAAGGCUGGGGGAGGUGUCAUAAUUCCACAGAACCCCCUUGUGACAUUACCCUCACUCUUGCAAAGUACAGAUCUCACCUCAGGCCCAGAGUCUGUGGCUGUAGUUGCACUAGAGCCCCAGCAGGAUGAGGGGUGUGUCACAGUACUCCAGGAUAUCCCUGUGGCAUCACCUUCACCCCUACAAAGUACAGAUCCAACCUCAGGUCCAGAGGCUACGGCUGAGGCUACAUUUGAGUUCCAACAGGCUAAGGAAGGUAUCCCAGAACUCCAGGGUUCCCCUGUGGCAUCAUUCUCAGCCCUACAAGGCUCAGAUCCCACUUCAGAGCCAGAACCUGGGGUCGUGGUCACAUUGAAGUCCCAGCAGGAUGAAGGGACUGUCACAGUACCCCAGGAGUCUCCUACAGCAGCAUCUCUUCCCCUGCAAAGCUCAGAUCCCACUCCAGACCAAGAACCUGAGAUUGCUGCCACACUGGGACCACAGCAGGCUGAGGAAGGCACCACCAUACACCAGGUUGCCCCAAUAGUAUCACCUUCACUGCUGCAAGGCUUAGAUUCAACCUCAGACCUAGAGUCUGUGGUUGCAGGCACAUUGGAGUCCCAGCAGGACGAAGGGAUUACCACAGCAACCCAGGACACCCCUGUGGUGGCACCUCCACCCCUUCGAGGUACAGAUUCCACCAUGGACCCAGAGUUGAUAGCUCAAGACACCUCUCAGGCCCUGCAGAGAGAAGCAGGCUACACCCCAGGGACCAAGUCUUCCGUCUCUGAGGCCCAUCACGAAUUAGGUGUGGCCUUAGGACCAAGGCCAGUGCCUAAGGAGCAGGAUGCAGAACCUCCUUCACACUCAGCACUCCCAGCUUCGAAUCAAGCCCAACAGAAUGGUUCAGAGCCAGUUGUAAAGAGUGACAAUGUUGGGGCUCCAGGAGAAGAGUCAGGUCCCACUUUGAGCACAAAGACCUCUGAGCCCACAUCUUGCAUGGAGGAGAAAGUAGCUGAGAGCAUAUCUGCACCCACACAAGGAACAUGUCUUGAAGCCCACGAUAGGGUCAAGGCCCACUCACCUCAAAGAGAGGCCUUGAGGGCCAAGAACAAGCGUGGUAGAGGCCCCAAACCACCAGGACAGGGAAAUGGGGUGAAGUCAGCACCAUCCCAAGGCACCAUGGAGACUUUCAAGGCACAUUCUGCUGCACGCUCUGAGGUCAGCCAGCCACAGCUGAUGAGCUCAGCUGGAGAGGGAAAGAACCCGAGCAGCAAGGACACCUCAGGCCCCAGGCUUCCUGUGGCUCUAUCUGUACAAGCCAGGCUAGGUUCCUGCCCAGGGUCCCCAGCAAGAGCCACAUGCACACUGAGCAGGGUCUACUCUGAAGAGACUGCCAGGUGUGCACCACCCUUCCAGCAUCCGGAGCCUAUGCUGGGCCUGGGCAGUGGAGAACAGCCCAAGGUGACCCCCGGUACCCUUAAUCUUUCCCCAGAGAACUCUGCUGGUGACCUGCUCACCACACCUCAGAAUAAGUUUCUGGACCCUGACCCUUCUGCUCCCAGUGUCCUGGACAGGGUAUCCCAAUCAUCCCCAGGGCCCCCAGACCCCUGCCUGUGCCCCACUCCCCAGAAAGCCUCUGUGGAGGAGGAGCCCCCAGCCUCUCGUGGCCUGAUACCUCGGGCAGGAGCCCAGGGAGUUGCUGCCAUUACCACCUCAGGAUCCACAAAGCCUCUGGGAGCCCGGCAGCGUGUCAGCCUCUCACCUCACUCCACCCUCAACCCCAAGGUGACCCCCACAGAUGCCAAAGACCUGGCUUGCAGCAUCUCAAGCCCCUGCCAAGUGCCUCCUCCCUCUGGGACCCAGAACCCAUCGGGUCCUCGAGGGUUCCUAGCUCAUGAACAACAAGAGGAUGAGGAUAGCCUGGAGGAAGACUCGCAGAGGGCCCCAGGCUCUGGACAGCAUUCGGAUAGCCACGGGGAGUCGUCCGGUGAGCUGGAUGAGGAUAUUUCACCUCAGAAAUCGCAGUGCCCGGCACAGGGCCCAGCAGGCAGCAAUGAGGAGAGCAUCACCAGAGCCAAGCAAAGCCGCAGUGAAAAGAAGGCUCGAAAGGCAAUGUCGAAACUGGGCUUACGGCAGAUCCAGGGGGUCACCAGGAUCACCAUCCAGAAGUCCAAGAACAUCUUGUUUGUGAUUGCCAAGCCAGAUGUCUUCAAGAGCCCUGCCUCAGACACCUAUGUGGUCUUUGGUGAGGCCAAGAUCGAGGACCUGUCCCAGCAAGUACACAAAGCUGCAGCAGAGAAGUUCAAGGUGCCCUCAGAGUCCUCAGCCCUGGUCCCUGAGCUGGCAGCUGGACCCCGUGUGAGGCCAGAGUGCGAAGAGCAAGAGGAGGAAGAUGAGGAGGUAGAGGAUGCUGGACUAGAACCUCGUGACAUUGAACUGGUGAUGGCCCAGGCCAAUGUGUCCAGGGCAAAGGCUGUGCGGGCCCUGAAGGACAACCACAGUGACAUUGUCAAUGCUAUCAUGCUUUGGCUAUAA
This is a messenger RNA of Grammomys surdaster, 4104 nucleotides long. It is a transcript of the gene Nacad, whose product is annotated as NAC alpha domain containing. Gene Ontology annotation, cellular component: cytoplasm; nascent polypeptide-associated complex. Bases 1 to 4104 code for a protein of 1367 amino acids. The record is from RefSeq and is a predicted model, not a curated record. NCBI's taxonomy places the organism in Eukaryota, Metazoa, Chordata, Mammalia, Rodentia, Muridae. Gene Ontology annotation, biological process: protein targeting to membrane. The transcript has 8 exons.